GGUAGACGCGGCCGGAGAAGAUGUCGGGCCAGACGCUCACGGAUCGGAUCGCCGCCGCUCAGUACAGCGUGACAGGCUCCGCUGUAGCCAGAGCGGUGUGCAAAGCCACCACUCACGAAGUGAUGGGCCCCAAGAAGAAGCACCUGGACUAUUUGAUCCAGGCUACCAAUGAGACCAAUGUUAAUAUUCCUCAGAUGGCGGACACGCUCUUUGAGCGGGCAACAAACAGUAGCUGGGUGGUUGUAUUUAAAGCUUUAGUCACUACGCAUCAUCUCAUGGUGCAUGGAAAUGAGAGAUUUAUUCAGUAUUUGGCCUCUAGAAAUACACUAUUCAAUCUCAGCAAUUUUUUGGACAAAAGUGGAUCUCAUGGUUAUGAUAUGUCUACCUUCAUAAGGCGCUAUAGUAGAUAUUUGAAUGAAAAGGCUUUCUCUUACAGACAGAUGGCAUUUGAUUUUGCCAGAGUGAAGAAAGGAGCUGAUGGUGUCAUGAGGACGAUGGCUCCUGAGAAACUACUGAAGAGUAUGCCCGUACUACAGGGACAGAUUGAUGCGCUGCUGGAAUUUGAUGUACAUCCAAAUGAACUAACAAAUGGUGUCAUAAAUGCUGCAUUUAUGCUUCUUUUCAAGGACCUUAUCAAACUUUUUGCUUGCUACAACGAUGGAGUUAUUAAUUUACUUGAAAAGUUUUUUGAAAUGAAGAAAGGACAAUGUAAAGAUGCUCUAGAAAUUUACAAACGAUUUCUAACUAGGAUGACACGAGUGUCUGAAUUUCUCAAAGUUGCAGAGCAAGUUGGCAUUGAUAAAGGUGACAUUCCUGACCUCACACAGGCUCCCAGCAGUCUUAUGGAGACCCUUGAACAGCAUCUAAAUACAUUAGAAGGAAAGAAACCUGGAAACAAUGAAGGAUCUGGUGCUCCCUCUCCAUUAAGUAAGUCUUCUCCAGCCACAACUGUUACGUCGCCUAAUUCUACACCAGCUAAAACUAUUGACACAUCCCCUCCAGUUGAUUUGUUUGCAACUGCAUCUGCGGCUGUACCAGUCAGCGCUUCUAAACCAUCUAGUGAUCUCCUGGACCUGCAGCCAGACUUCUCCUCCGCAGGGGCGGCAGCAGCCGCGACACCAGCACCACCACCACCACCUUCAGGAGGCGCCACUGCGUGGGGGGACCUCUUGGGAGAGGAUUCUCUGGCUGCACUUUCCUCUGUUCCCUCCGAAGCACAGAUUUCAGAUCCGUUUGCACCAGAACCUACUCCUCCUGCUACAACUGCUGAAAUUGCAACUACUUCAACCUCUGCCUCAACUACUACAACUGUCACUGCUGUCACUGCUGAAGUGGAUCUCUUUGGAGAUGCCUUUGCAGCUUCUCCCGGGGAGGCCCCUGCAGCAUCCGAAGGGGCCACUGCGCCACCACCCCCAACCCCUGUAGCCGCGGCGCUUGAUGCGUGUUCAGGAAACGACCCCUUUGCCCCGUCUGAAGGUCGUGCAGAGGCUGCACCCGAGCUGGACCUCUUUGCAAUGAAGCCACCUGAGACCAGUGUUCCUGUAGUUACCCCUACAGCUAGCACAGCCCCUCCGGUUCCCGCCACCGCUCCUUCUCCUGCUCCCGCCGUCGCAGCUGCCGCCGCUGCCACUACCGCUGCCACCACAGCUGCUGCUGCCACCACUGCCACCACCUCCGCCGCCACCACCACCGCUCCUCCUGCUCUAGAUAUCUUUGGUGAUUUAUUUGAGUCUGCUCCCGAAGUCGCCCCCGCGCCUAAGCCAGAUGCUGCUCCUAGCAUAGACCUGUUUGGGACAGAUGCUUUCUCCUCUCCACCACAAGGGGCCUCUCCCGUGCCUGAGAGUUCUCUCACUGCUGACCUCCUAUCCGUGGAUACAUUUGUAGCACCAUCUCCUGCAACCACUGCCUCGCCAGCAAAGGUGGAUUCUUCAGGUGUGAUAGACCUUUUUGGGGAUGCAUUUGGAAGUAGUGCUUCUGAACCCCAACCUGCAUCUCAGGCUGCUUCUAGCUCGUCAGCAUCGGCAGACCUACUAGCUGGAUUUGGGGGUUCUUUCAUGGCCCCUUCUCCAUCACCAGUGACUCCUGCUCAGAAUAACCUGCUACAGCCCAAUUUUGAGGCAGCUUUUGGAACCACGCCUUCAACUUCUAGCAGCAGCUCCUUUGAUCCGUCAGUGUUUGAUGGUCUAGGUGAUCUUCUGAUGCCAACCGUGGCACCAGCCGGGCAGCCUGCGCCCACCUCAGUGGUACCUCCCAGUUCUGCAAUGGCAACAAGCAAAGCUCUUGGGAGUGAUCUUGACUCAUCUCUUGCCAGCUUAGUAGGCAAUCUUGGAAUUUCUGGUACCACGUCCAAAAAGGGAGAUCUUCAGUGGAAUGCCGGAGAGAAGAAGUUGACUGGGGGAGCCAACUGGCAGCCAAAAGUAGCCCCUGCCACCUGGUCGGCAGGCGUCCCACCCAGUGCGCCCUUGCAAGGAGCUGUACCUCCAACUAGUUCAGUUCCUCCUGUUGCUGGGGCCCCAUCUGUCGGACACCCUGGAGCAGGAUUUGGAAUGCCUCCUGCUGGGACAGGCAUGCCCGUGAUGCCUCAGCAGCCUGUCAUGUUUGCACAGCCCAUGAGGAGGCCACCCUUUGGAGCCGCAGCUGUACCUGGCACACAGCUUUCUCCAAGCCCUACACCUGCCACUCAGAGUCCCAAGAAACCUCCAGCAAAGGACCCAUUAGCGGAUCUUAACAUCAAGGAUUUCUUGUAA
Messenger RNA from Eubalaena glacialis (North Atlantic right whale), 2747 nucleotides. RefSeq names its product synaptosome associated protein 91 (gene SNAP91). Lineage: Eukaryota; Metazoa; Chordata; Mammalia; Artiodactyla; Balaenidae. Gene Ontology annotation, cellular component: clathrin-coated pit; clathrin-coated vesicle; synaptic vesicle. Gene Ontology annotation, biological process: clathrin-dependent endocytosis; synaptic vesicle budding from presynaptic endocytic zone membrane; clathrin coat assembly. Gene Ontology annotation, molecular function: clathrin heavy chain binding; 1-phosphatidylinositol binding; phosphatidylinositol-4,5-bisphosphate binding. The coding region runs from base 21 to 2747 and encodes 908 amino acids. The transcript is spliced from 28 exons. The record is from RefSeq and is a predicted model, not a curated record.